AUGGCGUCCACAAUGACAGACGCGAUCGUCGUGCGGUGGGGUAACGCUCGGCUGGACGGAAGACUGAAAGGAACUCCACGCGUGCACCUGGCCUCAGUAUUGGAGGUAAGUGGCCGAAAAAAAGGUCAUUUAUGGACUGUUACUGUGCGCGCGCUAAUGGGGGAGAGUGAUCGCAGUGCUACAACAGUGCAAGCAGGAAUUUCCACUGAAGGCUUGCAGCAAGUUAAGGCACUUGCUCCCUGUGCCCUUAAGGUCAUCUUGGAGGCUGCUUUCAAAACAGAAAUGAAUCCACGAAAAUUGUUCAAUAAGAAAUGUGUUCAUCUCAGUUACUACGAAAUUUUAUUUGCUUCUCUGCUCACAGUUUUUGUGUGCCUUUGUGUUGGACUGAUUGUAUUUUCAUGGCUACUGAUCCAUGAGUUAAAACAAGCUGAAGCAGAUGGAAAUGAUCACAGCUACAUGGGGACUUUUAAGAUACUGUCUGGGACAUCAUUCAGUCCCGGAUUGCAGGACAGUUCAUCAGAUGAUUUCAAGAUCCUUGCCUUUGAUGUUGAACGAUUGAUAGAAGAAAUUUUUCAAACAAGUCGUCUGAAAAAUGAUUUUGAGAGAUGUGAUGUUUUGCAUUUCAGGGAAUAUGAAGGAGGUCCUGAAAGCUCCAAGAAGUCUGAAAUUGGUGUUAUUGCAGUCUUCUACCUUUAUUUUACCCGGUGGGUAUCAACUGAAGACACAAAAAAUGAACUGGCUUGGGGUAUAGCAGCAAACAGAACUAGCCUUACCCAGACUUUGGAAGUUGAUCUAAACAGCAUACAAAUCACAGGACAACUCACUACAAGCAAGUCCUUAACAACUUUAGGUAAUAUUUCAGUUGAAUGCCUUCCUCUUGCUGAACUUUGUGCCAAUGGUGUAACCUGUGUAGAAAAAGACUUCUUUUGUGAUGGAGUCCUGGAUUGCCCAGAUGGCUCAGAUGAAUCUGAAAAAAGAUGUGGUACAGUAUGUGAUGGAAAAUUUAUAUUGACUGAUUCCUCUGGGUCUUUUCACUCUAUGAAUUAUCCAAAACCAUACAAUGCAAAUAUUGUUUGCCAAUGGAUUAUACAAGUGCCUGAAGGAUUAUCCAUUAAAUUGAACUUCACUUCUUUUGAUACAGAGUCGUAUUCAGAUAUGUUAUAUAUUUUUGAAGGCAAAGGGCAAAACAAGACAUUAAGAGCGUCUCUCUCAGGGACUAAUCCUGAAACAGUUUACAUUUUUUCUAAUGAGGCCACAGUAAAAUUUGAAUCAGAUUAUUCUGAAAAUCAUGAUGGUUUUAACGCAUCGUAUACUGCAUUUAAUACAAAUGAGCUAAACAAUGAUGAGAAAGUCAGUUGCACUUUUGAAGAUGGCUUUUGUUACUGGAGUCAAGAUUUAGAAGAUGAUUCAGACUGGGAGAGAAUUUACGGCCCUACUUUUCCCGCUUUGACUGGUCCGGAUUUUGAUCAUACUUUUGGCAACAUAUCAGGAUUUUAUAUUUCAACACCAAGGAUAUUUGGAUUAUUUGGAGAACUUAAAGUCAGGAUUGUGAGUUUGCCCUUGGUCUCUUCUGAUCCAUCUUGUCUAAGCUUUUGGUAUCACAUGUAUGGUGCUGAUGUUUACCGUUUGAGCGUUAGCAUAAUUAAUAAACAUGAUAUGGAAAAGAUAGUAUUCCAGAAAGAAGGAAACUAUGGAAACAACUGGAAUUAUGGACAAGUAACUUUAAAUGACUCCUCUGAUUUUAAGGUAAUUUUUGAUGCCUUUAAAAGGCCUGGUCAAAGUGAUAUUGCCUUGGAUGAUAUUGGCUUGACAAAGGGAAAGUGUAAUGAAAGUAUUUUUCUAGAGCCAACUGUGGUUCCAGUUUCUCCUACUGUGCCUUCACUUCCUACUGACUGUGGAGGGCCAUUUGAACUUUGGGAGCCAAACAAUACCUUCAGCUCUGAAAACUUCCCAAAUAAUUACCCUAAUCAAGCUUCUUGUAUAUGGUAUUUAAAUGCUGAGAUGGGGAAAAACAUUCAACUUCAUUUUCAGUUUUUCGACCUGGAAAAUAUUUAUGAUGUAGUUGAAGUCAGAGAUGGCAGAGGAAGAGAUUCCUUGCUUUUAGCUGUUUAUACAGGGCAAAACCCGUUGCCAGAUGUCUUCUCUACAACAAACCAGAUGACAGUACUCUUAUUGACAGACGACUCUUCAACUAAGAAGGGUUUUCUUGCAAAUUUUACUUCUGGCUACCAUCUAGGUAAGUCCUGUGAACCUGAAGAGUUUCAGUGUGGUAGUGGAGAGUGUAUACCAUUGCAUAAUCUUUGUGAUAACCUCCUUCAAUGUGAAGAUGGCUCUGAUGAAGCAGAGUGUGUGAGAUUGCUUAAUGGUUCUGUAAGCACACAAGGACUGCUACAGAUCAGGACUGGGAAGGAAUGGAACCUGGUAUGUGCAGAGAACUGGAAUGACCAGAUUUCAGACACAGCUUGCCAGCUGCUGGGGCAAAGGAAUGCAAAUAUGUCAUCAGCCAUACUAUUCACUAGCGAUGGCCCAUUUGUCAGUGUUACCAAAGCAGUUAACCAGAGCCUAAUAUUUACAGAAAGAGAUAGUUUGGUAUCAGUGUAUCUUUUCACCGAGAUUGCCAAGAUUGACCAAGAUUUUCACCAAAUGCAUUACAAAAUAACCUGUGGAAAACGUCAUGUAACUGAGAACAGCAGAAUGAGGAUCAUAGGUGGAAGUGAUGCCAAAGCAGGGGCCUGGCCUUGGAUAGUCUCACUUCUUUAUAAUUUAACACCUGUUUGUGGAGCUUCCCUUGUUAGCGAUGAAUGGCUGGUGACAGCAGCACACUGUGUCUAUGGGAGGAAUUUACAAUUAUCUCGAUGGAAAGCAAUUCUUGGUUUGCAUGACCAACGGAAUACAACAAAUGCUUUAACAGUACAUCUAGAAAUUGAUCAAAUAAUUAUAAACCCUCAUUAUGAUAAGAGCACAAAAGACAAUGAUAUUGCGAUGAUGCAUCUUCAAUACAAAGUACAAUAUACAGAUUACAUACAACCUAUCUGCUUACCAGAAAAAAAUCAAGAGUUUUUACCAGGAAGUUACUGCUCCAUUGCUGGCUGGGGUAGAAUUGUGAACCAAGGUCCCACAUCAAAUAUAUUGCAAGAAGCAGAAGUCCCUCUCAUUACAAAUGAAAAAUGCCAGCAAUGGAUGCCAGAAUAUAGUAUUACUGAGAAUAUGAUGUGUGCAGGCUAUGACAGCGGAGGAGUAGAUUCCUGUCAGGGAGACUCGGGUGGCCCUCUGAUGUUUGAAGAUGGUGACAAGUGGUUUUUGGCAGGUGUAACAUCAUUUGGCUACCAGUGUGCACUUCCCCAGCGACCAGGAGUGUAUGCUCGAGUCACAAGUUUUGUGGAUUGGAUCAGAAAAAUCAUCCAUUAG
Molecule: messenger RNA, 3408 nt
Organism: Tinamus guttatus (white-throated tinamou)
Lineage: Eukaryota; Metazoa; Chordata; Aves; Tinamiformes; Tinamidae
Source: RefSeq, a predicted model, not a curated record